Lolium rigidum is the source of this 483-nucleotide messenger RNA. RefSeq names its product pathogenesis-related protein 1-like. Lineage: Eukaryota; Viridiplantae; Streptophyta; Magnoliopsida; Poales; Poaceae. The record is from RefSeq and is a predicted model, not a curated record. Bases 1 to 483 code for a protein of 160 amino acids. Gene Ontology annotation, biological process: abscisic acid-activated signaling pathway; defense response. Gene Ontology annotation, cellular component: nucleus; cytoplasm. Gene Ontology annotation, molecular function: signaling receptor activity; abscisic acid binding; protein phosphatase inhibitor activity. The transcript is spliced from 2 exons.
AUGGCCUCCACCAACAGCUGGACCCUCAAGAUCGAGUCUCCGGUAGCCGCAGACCGCCUCUUCCGUGCAGCUGUUCUAGACUGGCACACGCUGGCACCCAAACUCGCACCUCACAUCGUGGCCAGUGCCCACCCAGUUGAGGGAGAAGGCAGCAUUGGCAGCAUCAGACAGUUCAACUUUACCUCAGCCAUGCCCUUCAGUGUCAUGAAGGAGAAGCUCGAGUUCCUCGAUGUUGAGAAGUGCGAGUGCAAGUCCACCCUCAUCGAGGGUGGUGGCAUUGGCACGGCGAUUGAGACAGCUACCUCACACAUCAAGGUGGAGGCAACCGCCAGUGGUGGUAGUGUGGUCAAGGUGGAAUCGACUUACAAGCUGCUGCCGGGCAUGGAAGUGAAGGACGAGAUCACCAAGGCAAAGGACUCUGUCACCAACAUCUUCAAGGGUGCCGAGGCGUACCUCAUCGCUAACCAGGAUGCCUAUAACUAA